CACGGUGGUUGGAAACAAGAGGAUCACCAGAGGCAGGAUGGGAUUAUCAUGGCAUCUGCAUCACUGAUUCUGUUGUGGGCUAUGGCGAUACUGAGAGCAGACUCACUUCCCGAUAAAAACUCUUUACUUCUCCCACCUACCAAUUUCACCAUCAACGUUAUUGGUCUAGCUCAGGUUCUUUUGCGCUGGGAACCAAAUCCUGAUCAAGAGCCAGGGAAUGUGGAGCUGGGCUAUCGCGUGAGAAUAAAUGCUCCGCAAGAAGAAGAUUAUGAAACCAGAAACACUGAAAGCAAACGCGUAACCGUUCUUCAUCAAGGCUUUUCAGCAAGUGUGCAGACCAUUCCGUGGGACGGCCACUCCCUCCUCGCAAGCAACUGGGUUUCUGCAGAGCUUAAAGCCCCUCCGGGGUCUCCUGGAACCUCAAUUAUGAAUUUAACGUGUACUACGACGACCACGUUAAAUAACUCUAAUCCAUUAAGGCCAUACCAAGUUUCUCUUUACUGUACCUGGCUCGUUGGCAAGGAUGCCCCCGAGGAUACCCAAUACUUCUUCUACUAUAGGUAUGGUUCCUCGACCGAAGAAUGCCAGGAGUACAGGAAAGACACACUUAAGAGAAACAUCGCGUGCUGGUUUCCGAGGACGUUUAUCAGAAGCCGAGGGAGUGACUUGCUGGCGGUGCACGCUAAUGGCUCCAGCCAAUGUGCCGCAAUCAAGCCUUUAGAUCAGCUGUUUGCUCUGCAUGCAAUUGAUCGAAUUAAUCCUCCUGUGAAUGUCACAGCAGAGAUUGAAGGAACCUAUCUUUCUAUUCAGUGGGAGAAACCCAUUUCUGCCUUUCCAAGUCACUGCUUUGAAUAUGAAGUGAAGAUUUACAAUGCAAGGAAAAAUUAUUUUCAGACAGAAAAAAUGACAACGAAUACAUUCAUCUCGAUAACUGAUGAUAUUUCUAAGUAUUCCAUUCAAGUGAGAGCAGCCGUGAGCUCUGUGUGCAGACAGACGGGGUUAUGGAGUGAGUGGAGCCAAACAGUAUACGUGGGAAAUGAUGAUCAGAAGCCCUCCACAGAAUGGUUUCUCAUCGUGCUUGUGGCAACCAUCUGCUUCAUCCUGUUAAUUUUCACCCUCAUCUGUAAAAUAGGUCACUUAUGGACCAGGCUGUUUCCACCGGUUCCAGCACCGAAAAAUAGUCUUAAAGAUUUCCUUGUAAUCGUCAGCCCUGAGAAAACUGUUUCCAGUGAAACAGAAAUUGAAGUCAUAAGUUACGUGGAAGAGUCUGGACUUGAGACCCUGGAAGAUUCUGUGUUUUGA
Neogale vison (American mink) is the source of this 1302-nucleotide messenger RNA. RefSeq names its product interleukin 5 receptor subunit alpha (gene IL5RA). The record is from RefSeq and is a predicted model, not a curated record. The coding region runs from base 49 to 1302 and encodes 417 amino acids. Gene Ontology annotation, biological process: cytokine-mediated signaling pathway; immunoglobulin mediated immune response. Gene Ontology annotation, cellular component: external side of plasma membrane. Lineage: Eukaryota; Metazoa; Chordata; Mammalia; Carnivora; Mustelidae. Gene Ontology annotation, molecular function: protein binding; cytokine receptor activity. The transcript is spliced from 11 exons.